AUGGCUACUGGAGGGAUGAUCUCAAGUAACCUACCAGUGUUUGACGGCAAAGGAUAUGAUGAUUGGUGUGUCAAAAUGGAUACAAUUCUUGGUUUCCAAGAAGUGGAUGAGAUCGUGAAGAAAGGUUUCAAAGAACCUUCAAAGAAUGAUACAGAUGAGGUGAAGAAGUCGUAUAAAGAAAAUAGGAGAUUGGAUUGCAAAGCUAAAAUGCUUUUGCAUCAGUGCAUAUCUGCUACGAUAUUCCAGAAAGUUUCAAAAGCUACCACGACAAAGGAGGUAUGGGAUAUCUUACAAGAAGGCUAUGAUAAUUCCGGAAAAGUAAAGAAAGUUAGAUUACAGUCUCUACAGAGACAAUAUGAACUUCUGUGUAUGGGCGAGCAAGAAACAAUUGUAGAGUAUAUUGGGAGGAUACAUGUCAUAGUGAAUGCAAUGAGAGCCUUUGUUGCGAUAAAAGAGUGCAAGGAUCUUGAAACCAUGAGGGUUGAAGAGUUACAAAACUCACUAGAAGCACAUGAACAGAGGCUGACUAAGAGAAGAAAUACUGACAAAGGCACAAACCAAGCUUUACAUACCAGAGUUGAACAAAAGAUAAAAGGUCGUGGAGAGGUAGAGGACGUUCAAAAGCUGGACGAAGUGGAGGCAGAAAUACAAAUUCCUCUGAAAAAUCUGGAGAUGAAAAUCCAUGGGCAUUAUGCUUCAGAAUGCUGGCACAAUGAAACGGUGAAGAAAAGCAGUAAGAAUGAUGAAGCAAAUCUUGCACAAGAAGACGCGUGUGAGACAGACUCAGACCACGUGUUACUGAUGAGCACCAUGAAUCAUGUAGAGGAUGACAAGUGUUGGUAUCUUGACACAGGUUGUUCCAACCAUAUGACAGGAAAAAGAGAGUGGUUAAUAGAUCUUGACACAAGUAUAAAUAGCAGUGUGUGA
Messenger RNA from Vigna umbellata (rice bean), 927 nucleotides. RefSeq lists its product as uncharacterized. NCBI's taxonomy places the organism in Eukaryota, Viridiplantae, Streptophyta, Magnoliopsida, Fabales, Fabaceae. The record is from RefSeq and is a predicted model, not a curated record.